AUGGGCAGUUUUGGCAGUCUUCUGGCCAGCUUGGCUGGCUCUAAGGCUGACAUGGAGGUAUAUUCAAAGCUCACUUCUGAGAUGGAAGGAAAUUCUUCGACUGUUACCCAUGUCCUGACGAAGUACCUUGAACUCAAACAGAGUCUUACUACAAAGAUUGAAGCCUCUUCGGAGACUAGCUCCCUGUAUCCUAUGUAUCAGGCUAUGCUAAAACGGGUCAAAAAGUAUCUUAACAAGGCGAUGGAAUGUGAAACUCUUGUAAUUGCCAAUAUCUUGCAUCCCUGUUACAGGAUGCAUAUCUUUGAGCUUGCGUUUGGAUCAUAA
Molecule: messenger RNA, 324 nt
Organism: Puccinia graminis f. sp. tritici CRL 75-36-700-3
Lineage: Eukaryota; Fungi; Basidiomycota; Pucciniomycetes; Pucciniales; Pucciniaceae
Exons: 1
Coding region: 1-324 (107 amino acids)
Source: RefSeq, a predicted model, not a curated record